AUUUUUCCUCCCCCCCCACACACACACACACUUCCAUCACCCAGGCGGCGAGGCCCUGCUCUUCUCGUCUCCUCGCCUCUCCCUUCUCCCUCACCACGUCCCGCGCGCUCCUCUCGACGACGCCGUCGCCGCCGCCCUCCGAUCCGCCUAGGGUUUCUCCCGCCCCCGCGCGCGUCGCAGCCACGUCGCCCACGGCCAUGGUGAUCCCGGCCGAGCCGCGGCCGCCGCCUCCCCCGGAUCCCGCCGCCGACGCCGCUGCGGCGGCCGCGGCCGCGGCCACGUCGAGCGCGCGCCAGGCCGCCGCCGCCUUUUCCUCGUUCCCGUCGCUCAAGACGUGGGGGAGCCACCGCGUGCUGCGGUGCGCGGCCCACGUCAACCGCGCCGGCGCCGGCAUCGCGAGCGCCAACGCUGCCGCCAGGCGCUCCCCGGGGAAGGUCGACGCGGACGCGGAGAAGGCGGCCCCGCGCCACCCGAGCGGGGUGGGAGCGGGGAGCAGCGACGCCGCCGGCGUGGGCCACCACGUGGCGGCGGUGGCGGAGGACGCGGAGCCUACCUCCGCCUCGCGGCCGUGGAAGCUGCGCACCCGGCGGCGCCCCAAGGUGGCGGCGCCGUCCGCGAGCGCGUCGCCGCCGCCGGAGCGGAGGCCGUCGCGGGCGCGCGCGGAGCCCCUCGACCGGGCGCGGUUCUCCGUGACGCUGACGACCGAGGAGAUCGAGGAGGACGUCUACGCCUUCACCGGCGCCCGCCCGCGCCGCCGCCCUAGGCGGCGGCCCCGCGCCGUGCAGAAGCAGCUCGAUAUGCUAUUCCCCGGCUUGUGGCUGUCGGAGAUCACCGCCGAGUCCUACCGGGUGCCGGACGACCGGUGAGAGGCGCGGACCCCGUCGCCGGCCCGCCCGAGCACCCCCCGAGCCGUCGGCGAGGACGCAACGCAAGGCAAGCAAAUUCGCCAAUCGGAACCCCGGUGUUGUUAAUUCUUUCUUUAGCCUCCGCCGUCUUCUGCUGGUGAUGUUACCGUGAUCUAAUCAGCUACCGGUAAUUAUAAUUAUUAAUUAAUUAAUUGAUCGAAAUAGAAUGCUAGUAGCAGCAAGUGGCUCGUAUCAAGUUGUUAUCUUUAGCGAAUGUACGUAAGGGAUGGUUUGGUCUGGUGUGCGUGCUUGUGUUGGCCCUUGAUGGCACAUUUCUUAUUAUCAUCUGGGUAGCAAUCCAAUGUUGGUGCUGUCUUGCUCCUCGCGUCGCUGUUUCGUCUCCACCAAGUUGCAAUGGCGCACGAAUUUGGAAAAUAAUGACCCGUACUUAUCA
Messenger RNA from Panicum virgatum (switchgrass), 1299 nucleotides. RefSeq names its product atherin-like. The record is from RefSeq and is a predicted model, not a curated record. The coding region runs from base 198 to 866 and encodes 222 amino acids. The transcript has 2 exons. Lineage: Eukaryota; Viridiplantae; Streptophyta; Magnoliopsida; Poales; Poaceae.